AUGGGUUGUGCCUGCACCGUGGUUGUCCCGCAGAGCGCACAGCCGAUGAUGGUUCAGAAACUACGCGAUGCAGGGGCUUCGGAUGUCAUUAUCCAUGGAGCCAGUUGGUUCGAGGCAGAUACGUAUCUGCGGGAAACAUUCAUCGACAACGGAGACAGCAAGUCGGAUUCGGCGAAUAUCUAUGUACCUCCAUUCGAUCACCCUGAGAUUUGGCGGGGAGCAGGCACUCUGAUUGAUGAGAUGGUGAGGCAGCUGCCUCCGAGCGAGAACGCAUUCCCGGCCGAUGCAAUUGUUUGCAGUGUAGGCGGUGGUGGUCUUUUGAAUGGGAUCGUGGACGGGCUAGAGAGACAUCUACCAGUCCAACAACCGAACUCGCUUUCAGAAGGGAAGAAAGUUCGAAUCAUUGCUACUGAGACAGCUGGGGCCGAUUCGUUGGCGCAUUCACUCCGUCAAGGCUCUUUGCAAUCUCUCUCUGCCAUCACAUCGCAGGCAAAUACUCUGGGGGCACUUCGUGUGGCGCCGAAAACAUUCCAAAACGCCUACUCCCCUCCGCCUGGUAUCGAGGUAACCAGUGUCGUGGCCACAGAUGCUGAUGCCGCAAGAGGUGUGGUGCGCCUGUCCGAUGACUUGCGGCUGGAGGUCGAGCUGGCUUGUGGAAUCAGUGUUCAAGUCGGGCUGGAUAGGUUAAAGGAGGUCAUGCCGGACCUCACACCGGACAGUCGAGUUGUCAUUAUUGUUUGUGGAGGAAGCGGUGUUACUCCGGAAUUAAUCUCGGAUUAUCGCCAGAAGCUGAAGAAUGGAUGGCAAUGA
Molecule: messenger RNA, 810 nt
Organism: Penicillium olsonii
Lineage: Eukaryota; Fungi; Ascomycota; Eurotiomycetes; Eurotiales; Aspergillaceae
Source: the annotation of a GenBank genome assembly